Messenger RNA from Rhinichthys klamathensis goyatoka, 1405 nucleotides. RefSeq names its product adrenoceptor alpha 1Ab (gene adra1ab). The record is from RefSeq and is a predicted model, not a curated record. Gene Ontology annotation, cellular component: membrane. Lineage: Eukaryota; Metazoa; Chordata; Actinopteri; Cypriniformes; Leuciscidae. Gene Ontology annotation, biological process: cell-cell signaling; positive regulation of cytosolic calcium ion concentration; phospholipase C-activating G protein-coupled receptor signaling pathway. Gene Ontology annotation, molecular function: alpha1-adrenergic receptor activity. Bases 44 to 1354 code for a protein of 436 amino acids. The transcript has 2 exons.
GUUUGCUACUCAAACUUAACUUCGUAACUUGCAUAGAGACGUCAUGACCAACGUGUUUCCAGCAGAAGAUAACAUAAGUUCAACCUUUUUUCCUGAGAAUUGUCCCAACUGCACUGCGAUACCUUCGUUUGAAAUAGAUCUCACAAAGACACUGGCUUUGGGCCUGGUGCUGAUGCUCUUCAUAAUUUUCGGUGUGAUGGGUAACAUCCUGGUCAUCCUCUCCGUGGCCUGCCAUCGCAACUUUCGUUCCGUGACGCAUUAUUUUAUCGCCAAUCUGGCCGUUGCAGACCUGCUUCUGAGCUCUGUGGUGAUCCCGUUCUCCGCUGCAUCUGAAGCCUUGGGACGCUGGGUAUUCGGCCGCCAUUUCUGUAAUGCCUGGACCGCGCUUGACGUGCUUUGCUGUACGGCGUCCAUCCUCAGCCUCUGCGUGAUCUCUGUGGAUCGCUACAUCGCCGUCAGUUACCCACUGCAGUACCCUUCCUGGGCUACGAGUCGAAGGGCACUGGCGGCAGUGGCGGCUCUCUGGGCCCUUUCGGCUGCCAUCUCUGUAGGCCCACUGUUUGGAUGGAGGGAUCCAAUGCCGGAGGACGAGUCCGUGUGCAGAGUUAACGAAGAGCCGGGGUACGCCAUCUUCUCCGCUGCAUGCUCUUUCUACGUGCCGUUGGCGGUGAUUUUGGCAAUGUACUGUAGGGUGUACGUGGUGGCCCGGCGGAAGACUCGUUCCAUGAGUAAGAGCAGGCAGAAGAAUGGGUUGACGGAGCACGGAGUAACCCUGCGGAUUCACUGUCGUAAGGAGGAACCCGUCCACUUGAAGCACUCGCACUUCACCUUCAUGAUUAAGUUCUUCCAGGAGAAGAAGGCGGCCAAGACUCUGGGGAUUGUGGUGGGCUGUUUCGUGCUCUGCUGGCUGCCUUUUUUCCUAGUGUUGCCCAUAAGCUCAAUUUUCCCAUCUCACAGACCCCCGGACACUGUCUUCAAAAUUACUUUCUGGCUGGGCUACUUCAACAGCUGCCUCAACCCCAUCAUCUACCCGUGUUUCAGCCAGGAGUUCAAUAAGGCAUUCCAGAACGUUCUCCGUGGCCGCUGCCUCAGCAGAACGCACAAGACCUGGAGCCCUCCGGCCUCUUGUCGAGACCCUACGAACCUGCAUGGACCCAAAUCUCCACAGGGUUUACCAUCUAGAUUUACUGACUCCUGGAGGACUACUAAUGAAUCUCCUUCUGCUGUGAUACUGAAUGAGUCCUCAUUUACUGAACAUGCACAUAGCAACAGUGCUCUGAAUUCACCUGACACAUCUCUGACUCUGAAAGUUCAUCAAGUUUCCAUUUGCAAGAUGGAAGGUGAGGCUCUAUGAAAUAUUUCUGAAAGAAUGAAAAGGCAACCUUUGUACGGUAUUUUACAAAGA